GCUACUGUUCCACAAUUCAAUUCUAAUCAACUCCUUCAACAAAAUUCUGCUAUGAUGAUGCAACAACAAAUGCAAGGUAAUUUACAGCAGCUUGGCAAUGCUCAAAAUACGCAAAUUGGUUUUAUGGGAAACGUGCCUCAGGGAGUAACACAAUUAACUGGUCAAAAUCAACAACAAUGGAUAGGACAAAAUCAAUACCACCAGAUGCAGCAACAACCACAAUUUUAUCCACAUCAAGCAAAUCGUUUUGAGCGCCCACAACAUAAUCAAUCUAAGCAGGCUUUAUGCAAUAUGCUUCGGCAGCGUCAACCUAAUUUUAAUCAAAAUAAUUCAUCAUCAUUUAACGCUCUUCAGCAGCAUCAACAAAUACGACAGACACAGGGACUACAACCGCAAGGUGCAGUUAACUCCGUCCAACAACAAUUCGUUAGAGGAGGGAUGCGAGGAAUAACAUCAAAUCAGAACCAGCUAACAAGUAAUAUUGGUAAUAUGCCUCAAGGAUUAAAUGCAAACGGAAUCCUGGCUGCGCAGCAGGGCGCCCAAAAUGUAAACUCACAAGCUAGUAAUCAAACAAUGCCAAUGACCCCAAAUACAGGGUCAGGAAAUGUUUUACAGCAAAAUGUUAACAUAGGAGGUGGAAAUUCGAAUCAAAACAUCAUUAAUCAACCAACGAAUCCAUUUCAUAAUUUUAAUCAGUAUCAACAAUCUGGAAUUAUGAAUAAUGGCGGAAAUAGCCAGGUUCCACCCUCCAACAUGGUAGGCUCCUACAAUCAAAUGAACCAGAGGAGCGGUUCUUCAGAUUAUCUCCAACAACGCGGGACUAAUCCUGUAACUAAUAAUCGUGGUCAGUUUGUCAAUCCGACCCCCAAUGUAACCAUGGGAAAUAUUAUAGGACAGAAUACUAUACAGCCUUAUUCAAGGCAACAAUGUACAGGUGGAAAGCCGAGUGUAGUUUCGACACAGCAGCAAUUUCAACAGCAGCGAUUACAUCACCAAAUGAUGCAAAUGCAAGGUGGAAUGGUGCAAUCUCAGAAUCAAACUAUAAACCAGCAACAAACUCCAAAUUUAGUCGCUCAACUUCAAAGACAAUUACCGAAUCAACAAAAUAUGAAUGUUCAACAAUAUCAACAUCACCAAGGUCAAUAUUAAGAUAAUAAAUUAAAAUAAAUUAAAUAUCGAAUA
Bactrocera dorsalis (oriental fruit fly) is the source of this 1182-nucleotide messenger RNA. RefSeq names its product mediator of RNA polymerase II transcription subunit 12-like. Gene Ontology annotation, biological process: regulation of transcription by RNA polymerase II. The record is from RefSeq and is a predicted model, not a curated record. Gene Ontology annotation, cellular component: mediator complex. Lineage: Eukaryota; Metazoa; Arthropoda; Insecta; Diptera; Tephritidae. Gene Ontology annotation, molecular function: transcription coactivator activity.